Messenger RNA from Drosophila arizonae, 943 nucleotides. RefSeq lists its product as uncharacterized. The record is from RefSeq and is a predicted model, not a curated record. NCBI's taxonomy places the organism in Eukaryota, Metazoa, Arthropoda, Insecta, Diptera, Drosophilidae.
UUUUAACUUAUCCAAAAUUGCAAAUAUUUUAUUCAUUUAACGCUCGCGCAUCAUUUGCAUUGAGAUAUUCUUUCAGUAAUGGCCGGCAACACGAAACGGUAUCCGAAGUUGCGCUUUGCUCUGAUCACAGAGGAUGCCCUAGAUAAGUUGCGCCCCGAGACGAGACCGACCGACUCGCACCUAAUGGAGGUCAAGGAUAUGUACGAGACGAUUAGUAAUACGGUGAAUCUGGCAGUAGAAAAAAAGCUAAGGAAUCUCAGGCUGCACAAACUAGAUGAGAUUAUUGAGGAAAAGAUAUCCCUAUACCACGAUCGUCAGCGAAAAUCACUGCGUGGCGAGGAGUCGCCCAAAUCAUAUGGAACCGAGGAGUCCACAUACACAGCCUCUGACUACACAUUCAAGCCAACCAAGGUUCGUGCUAAUAGAUUAGCUUCUCCCUCACCGAAAGAACCACGAACCAGAAAGACCAGCAAGAAAGAAGCGUACACCAACGAUUUUCCUUUUAAGCUCAGGACCUCCGAUUACAAGGCGACAACAUCUAAUAAUAAUAUGACUAGGAGUGGGAGUGGAGCUCGACGAAAUUCGGUCGCCGAAAUGAGGAAACAUGACUCGUCUCUCGACAUCUCAGCAAAAUAUUUUAAAGACUUGAGUCACCGAAACAAGCGCAAACAAUGAAAAAUGAUGAUGAUGGCAACCAAGUGGACUAUACUCGACUCAUAUUUUCAUUUAUGAUUAUAGUCAUGCCCAUGUUUCAUUAUCCCAGACGAUUCUUUUAAGCCGACCACAGAUCAUACGAUCGAUCUAAAACAAGCUGAACAGUUGCAAACUUCAAAUAUGCUGAAGAAUUUGAGAGAUCUCAUCAAGGUGACAUAACGUCCUACAAAUUCCAGGAAUCAUAAAUCUUUUCGCUGAACUAAAUUGUAAAUUUCUUAUACUGCCAAGU